Molecule: messenger RNA, 2610 nt
Organism: Neurospora tetrasperma FGSC 2508
Lineage: Eukaryota; Fungi; Ascomycota; Sordariomycetes; Sordariales; Sordariaceae
Exons: 11
Coding region: 1-2610 (869 amino acids)
Source: RefSeq, a predicted model, not a curated record
AUGGAUUUGCGCGAUUCAGAUGAUGACUGUCAGCAGACACUCGGCCAGAUCGCUCGGCAACAUGGCCAAUCAAUUGUCGAGUUGCUUGUGCAAAUACAGAAAGCCAGAACGGAGGAAUGGAAGCCAACAAAAUUUCUCCAGCCGCUGGAGUGCCUCCAACUCAUCGGCCGCCCUCAGAGCCACACAGCCCUCAGAAACAACUUGGCUGGAACGAUUAAACCGCUUCAUAGUGAUACAGUCACCGUUCCCAAGCUAUUGGAGGAUAUCAAAGUACAACGGGGGCUUCCACGGAUUUUCACCGGGCAAGGAGUUUCGGUCCAGAACGAGGGCAGGUUUAUGAACCGCAGUCACCUUAACGUUCUCGACGGUCAGACCAAGUACAUUGCUGUAUCCUACACGUGGAAUCCACCAGAUGGACACGAUAACACCUCCGGUCGAUAUUGGAUAGCGAAGAGGGCCGGGAAUGGCUUUGAACAGUCGCCGAUACGCAAUAGUCUCCUCGACCGUAUCACCAACUACAUGCGAGCACUAUGUGUGGAACACCUUUGGAUCGAUCAGCAUUGCAUUGUCCAGACCACAACAUGCACAAUGAGUCACUGCGCUCAUGACGACUGCAACGAAAAGCGGGAGGCAGUGCACGCUAUGGACCUCGUCUUUGCAUCCAGCGAAUAUCCCACGGCCUUCCUUUCACAAUCUAUCGAUACAUGGUGGGAUCUGCGUUUGUUGCACGGUCUUCUUCGGCAUUCAUGGCUCAUGCAUUACAGCUCGUAUUGUUAUGGCGUUAGUCUACGAUCCCAUCGGGUUCGACAUGCUAAAGAUACGCUGAAACUCGUGCACCGCCUCAUGUGUGACCCUUGGUGGGCGAGAGCAUGGCCAUUUCAGGAGAGACAUGUGACGAACUCAAGGUUGCAGCUGCUUUGGCGAUAUCCUCCCCACCUCGAGAAGCGAAAGCAGGCGCUGUUUCCAGAGAUGCAAGUUCCAGGAGAGAUCAGCAUUCAAGCUAUUGAAUUCCUUACCCAGGCUGACAUGUUGUGCCGUGCGAUGGUCCGACAUAUUUCCAGCGAACUACAUCCUGAAGAGAAGGAAAUGAUACGCCAAGUCUUUCAAGCUGUCGUUCACGACGGGCCAUGGCUCGGAUCGCUUCCUUUAAUACCCCCUCUCGUUGACACAGUCAUCUCAAAAGACAUAGCAAAGCCCUGGGACCGUGUUGCUAUUAUAGAGCUUCAGUACCUGCAGCAGACGGAUAAAAGCCUUAGUAUCUCUAUCCUAGCCCUCGUUCUUUUGAAUGGAGAGGUGCUCAACAAUCGCCGAAAGCGAGACCAACAGAGAGCAGCCGACAUGACAGUCUCUCAAUAUCUAACGUCGCGGCUAUGCAGGACCGGAUACUACGCAAGCCGAUGUGGCUUUCUCGACGUUACGUUUACCAUGAAGGGUAUUCGAACAGAAGGACACCUGUGGAAGUUAGGCAAGGUUAUCGACGGCACCGUAUGGUCGGUCGGCGACCCUGUUAUCUUUAAACCGGAUCCUUCCAAAUGGCCAAUGGAUAACAGUAAAGAUGCGAACGAGCAUCGCUGCUGGUGGAGAGCAGUACGAUGUCGAAUCCUGAUUGCGAAACUCAAAGCUUCUGGCUAUAGCAAUCUAGCAGAGAACCUUCAACAGCUUUUGAGACACUCCAUAACUGCUUGCUUAUUCCGCCCGAACCAUUCGAAAGGAGGGCAGAGUACGCCGCCACUCGCGACCCUCGAAGUGAUUGAUGCAAUUGGUCGUGGGAAGAAGGUCAGAGUAGGAUGUCUCUGGCACCCUGGACUGCCCUCGAAGCCAUCAUCUUAUAGUGCUCUGUUUGUUUGGGAAGGAGACGAGCUCGAAGAUCCGGAAGACCACCAGCAGAACAAUACUCUCUUCUCGACAAUGGUGUUUACGGCCACUCGAGUGAACGAUUUCAGCUCCCCUUUUGAUCCCAUCGACGAGCAUCCAAAAUUCUCCUCUGAAGAGGGGAAAUUUCAUCGACAUCUGUCGUUGGAGGUGGAAAUAGAAAACCCGGGUGCCAAGAAUGUUGUCUUCAGCAAGAGAGCUGGAAAUCUACCAUCGCUAAAGACCAAGCGAUGGAUCAGCGGUCUGCAUUUCCCAGAUAUCUGCAUGCGCCCAUCACGUCAAGUUGUGUUUCCUUGGCCCCAUGAGCUGGCGGCCAUUGGAGGCCGUCAUAGGGUUCAUGAUUCCCGUCCGAGCCGAACAAAGAUAUAUGGUGAAAUAGCUUCGAACCUAUACAAAUGGGAUAACCCUAUAUAUGAACGUACAGGAAGGCGAUUGUUCGAUACUUGCUUUUUUACGAAUAGCAUUUGCCCCCUUUUAACCCCCAUGGGGUUGAGAAGUAGACAAAGCUAUUUCAAUGCCAUCUACUCUACAAGCUUCAAGCAGACGAAAACGUUUAGGCAUCACUAUUACGAAAGAAUAGUUAUGCCCGUCGUACGCAUCGACUGCACAGGUCCACUUUAUCGUGAGGCUGUUCCCACACUCAAACACCUGUGCAGUCUUGGCAAGCGGUGCAGAUAUAAGUGUACUUUAGCAGAUAUUAGUAAGUACAACACCCCUAUACCGAACUUUAUAAUUUAA